AUGGAAGAUGCUGGGGCCCCCCYGCUCUGCUUCCCCAGCCUGAACUCCUCCUGCAGGCAUCUGCUGCGGCGGCCCCGCUCCGAGGCUGCUCUUCUCUACACUCUGCUGGCCUCCGUCUCUCUGCUCACCGUGACACUCAACCUGCUUGUCAUCAUCUCCAUCUCUCACUUCAGGCAGCUCCACACCCCGACCAACUCCCUGCUCCUGUCUCUGGCCGUGUCCGACCUGGUGGUGGGGCUGCUGGCGAUGCCCAUCGAGGGCCUGCGUCACAUGGAGACAUGUUGGCUUGACUUCUUCUUCACCUUUGUCGGGCCCUGUACUGUCAUGGUGGUUCUGUACGUGCGGGUGUUUGUGGUUGCUAUUUCUCAAGUGCGUUUAAUUCAGGCACACACUGCUGCUGCUAAUGCGAGAUCAGGUAMAAMUGCAAAGAUCUCAGAGAGGAAAGCAGCCAGGACUCUCGGGAUUGUGAUAGCUGUGUUUCUAAUGUGCUUCUGCCCAUAUUACUAUCCCUCUCUUGCAGGUCAGAACACUUCAAAUAACUUUUCAUACUUUGCUGUUCUGUCUUGGAUCAUGUUAAUGAACUCCUGCAUGAACCCUCUG
Molecule: messenger RNA, 600 nt
Organism: Paralichthys olivaceus (Japanese flounder)
Lineage: Eukaryota; Metazoa; Chordata; Actinopteri; Pleuronectiformes; Paralichthyidae
Product: trace amine-associated receptor 13c-like
Biological process (GO): G protein-coupled receptor signaling pathway
Cellular component (GO): membrane
Molecular function (GO): trace-amine receptor activity
Source: RefSeq, a predicted model, not a curated record